Penicillium lagena is the source of this 300-nucleotide messenger RNA. RefSeq lists its product as uncharacterized. NCBI's taxonomy places the organism in Eukaryota, Fungi, Ascomycota, Eurotiomycetes, Eurotiales, Aspergillaceae. The transcript has a single exon. The record is from RefSeq and is a predicted model, not a curated record. The coding region runs from base 1 to 300 and encodes 99 amino acids.
AUGCGAGCGACGAGACAGAGCGAUCGAGAGUCGGGAGGGAACGGAGUGUGGCCAGACGCCGAGCAGGCCGAGCACAAGAGCCGCUGGAGAGGGUCGAAAGUGCGGAGGGCGUGGGGAGCGACGGGGGUUCCGGGUGCCGAGACUACUCAGGAUGUCACCUAUGGGAGGUAUGUCUGUAACAGUUUCCCUACACUCGUCUCUCCCUACAUGGGUGUCAGCGACACGCAACACGACUGUUCCAGUCUGGCCCGUCCGUCAGUCGGCUCCCUCCCGAUCUCUCAUCGUCUCGGGAACGCCUGA